Molecule: messenger RNA, 2820 nt
Organism: Heterostelium album PN500
Lineage: Eukaryota; Evosea; Eumycetozoa; Acytosteliales; Acytosteliaceae
Gene: gefE
Product: Ras guanine nucleotide exchange factor
Exons: 5
Coding region: 1-2820 (939 amino acids)
Biological process (GO): Ras protein signal transduction; positive regulation of GTPase activity
Cellular component (GO): plasma membrane
Molecular function (GO): guanyl-nucleotide exchange factor activity
Source: RefSeq, a predicted model, not a curated record
AUGAAUAAUUAUAAUAAUAUCAAUAAUAACAACAACAACAAUAUCAACAGCAGCAACAAUUUUCAUAGCAGUAAGAAUGGUGUACUCAACAAUGAAACAUUCCUAUAUAGAAUCAAUGAAUUAGAGGUAAUCUUCAAACAUGAAGAGAAUUCAAGACUUCAAUAUAGGGUAAUGGAGUUGGAAGCAGUGAAUGGACAUUUAAAGGAGCAGUUGGAAUACUUUCAGACUAAAUUGUUGGAGAGAAGUUUCAAUGAGGAUCGUGAUCUCUCCAAUUGUCUAUCGGAUAUCUAUGAGAGUAUGAGCAAAGACAGUCAGCUGUCAUCGUCGCCACCCACCUACCCAGCACAGACAGUACCCAACAGCAGUAUGAAAACAGUUCGUCCAACACCAAAUGUCAAUAGUCACAACGUUCAAGCACCGAUGGUAUCACCAAGAACCAGCAAUAAUGUCACCCCUCUGGGCGUGCCAAACAGUGCACUGCGAAAGCCAAUCUUGAUCAGAAGCACAUCUGAGACCUACUUACAGCAAUCACCCGACAUUGCCGAUGGCGAUGUCGCUGGAAAUAAUUCUCCUCCAAAUGAGGAGCGUGUUCAACAUAGUCAUUCGUCAUCGGUAUCGUCUUUGACCGGCAGCAGCAGCAACGGCAACAACGCCAACAAGAACUGGUCCGCUGCCAAAGUACGUUCCGACUCGAUCGCCUCAACAAAAGAUUCUUUCUUAAGAUUCCCUGCAACUCCAUUGAGCGGCAGCAACAAUAUUCCACAAUCACCACCUCCACUCUCCAUCUCUGCCAACCCAGCAGCUUCAUUGCCAAACGGCCGCAUCAUCAACUCCAACUCCACCUCGUCGAACCAACUCUCGUCAUCUACCCCUGUAUUUACCAACCCAACAUCAUCGCCAGUCUACCACCCAUCGUCACCAAUCUCCUUGGUAUCGUCGGGUUCAUCGAUAAACUCAUUUUCAUACUCUAGCUCGCCACCUCUUGCUUCACCCGACUCACUUGGCUCGUCUGCUUCGUCGGCCGACGGCUUCAAAGAGCGUCGUAAAAUUCCACCACAACCACUUCCACCCAUUCCCAACGAUCGUCGUAGUAAAACAUCACCAUUCCCCUCAAACACACCGGCACCAAUGAGCAAUCCAUCGCUCGUCAGAACAUCGUCGGUCGCGCCAAAGCCAGUCGGACUGUCGACCAGUGCCGGACGUCCUUCGACCCCGACACUGCUGGCGGCCGCCGAGGACGAUGCCUUUGAAGAACCAGAGAAUCUCGAUGAUCCAAACUUGGUAUUGAUCAAGAGUGAGACUGGUGCCUAUCUGGUCAAGGGUGGAACACUGGAGCGUCUUGUACAGCGUCUGUCAUAUGACAAGUCACAUGACACCGAUUUUGCUUCUGCAUUCCUCUUGACCUAUCGUUCUUUCACCACACCCAUCGAGCUGAUGGACAUGUUAAUUAAAUCAUACAAUAUAACCGAUGACAGUUCAAUGCCGUCGGCACAGCUCGAUAAGAAGCGUCGUAUCGUUCGUCUUCGUGUCGCCAACGUCAUCAAGAUGUGGUUGGACAAGCAUUUCCACGAUUUCAGCGACGAUGCUGCACUGGUUGCCAAAGUCGAUCAUUUCAUUAACAAUCAUAUCAAUAUCGAUCUCGAGGGUAUCGGUCGAAAUCUAAAAAAGCUGCUCAACAAUGAACGUAUGGCACCGAUCCCGGUGUUCAACGAAGAUCCACCCGCCGUCAUCGCACCCAAAGUGCGUGAUCCAAACUUUAUUGAUUUGGAUACCACUGAGAUUGCUCGUCAACUCACUCUGAUCGAGUCGGAGCUCUAUCGUAAGAUCGAAUCGAAAGAGUGUUUGGGACAGAGCUGGAACAAGCAAAACAAAGACGAGUUGGCACCCAACAUCGUUGCAUUCAUCAGAAGAUUCAACGCCGUUUCCAACUGGGUCGCAACCGAAAUCGUCAGAACCGAGAAACUAAAGGAGCGUGUCUCAGUCGUCAAGAGAUUCAUCAUUAUCGCACAAAAGUGUCGUGACAUUGGUAAUUUCAAUGGUUGUAUGGAGAUUCUCUCUGGUUUGCAAAAUGCCUCCGUCUACCGUCUUUCCAAGACCUGGGAGAAGAUCGAAUCUAAACCAUUGCUCAAGAACAUCUACGAUGAGCUACUCGUUCUAAUGGCACAAAAGAAUAACUUUAAAGACUAUAGAGCUGCACUUCACUCUGUACAUCCUCCUUGUAUUCCAUACCUUGGUGUAUAUUUAACAGAUUUAACUUUUAUUGAAGAUGGUACAAAGAAUACAUUGAACAACUGUGAUGACAUAAUUAACUUUGAGAAGCGUAGAAGAAUUUCGGUUGUCAUUCGUGAAAUCAAGCAGUAUCAACAGACACCUUAUCACUUCAGAGUGGAGGAUGCAACCUCGCGUUAUGUAAAAAAUAUUCCAGGUCUUACAGAAAAGGCACUUUACAAAUACAAAAUAUUAGAAGCUUAUUUAGAAGACUUUGAUAAUGAAGUUAUUAAUAUACAAUAUGUUGUAGUCGAUAUUAGAUGUCAUAGAAUGAGAGAGGAAGCAGAGUUAAUUUGUACAACCAUUAGAAAUCAAUUUGCUAUAGAUUUAAUAAAGAUUCCACAAUCGAUUCGAUCAAUGACAAUGAAAGAGUUUAUAGAGAAAUACAACGAUAGUUUAACAAACAAAACAACAGAGAUCAACAAUAGCAACAACAACAGUCAACCUAUAAAUACAUCACCAUCAACAUCAAUGGUAGUGGAAGAGAUGGAGGAUAUUAAAAAGAAAAUGAUUGAGCUAUUAAAUGCUCCAAUCAUAGCGAAUACAAAAUAA